Messenger RNA from Penicillium digitatum Pd1, 1875 nucleotides. RefSeq names its product glycoside hydrolase family 32 protein. Gene Ontology annotation, molecular function: sucrose alpha-glucosidase activity. Lineage: Eukaryota; Fungi; Ascomycota; Eurotiomycetes; Eurotiales; Aspergillaceae. Gene Ontology annotation, cellular component: cytoplasm. The record is from RefSeq and is a predicted model, not a curated record. Gene Ontology annotation, biological process: sucrose catabolic process.
AUGUCUGCUCCUGUCAUGACAGCAGAGUUAGACAUGCUUACACUCAAACUUCAGCAAAAUAGCGGGCAAUCUCCUUUCAAACCCCGUGAAGUUAAUGACAUGUUUCAUGAACACAAGAAAUUACCUCGGAAUCCUACACAAUGGAGACCUUCUUUCCAUGUUAUAGCACCAACAGGAUGGAUGAACGACCCUUCUGGCUUGGGGUAUGACCCAGAAACAGGUUUAUAUCAUUUGAGCUUCCAAUGGAACCCACGCGGGAAUGAUUGGGGCAAUAUGUCCUGGGGCCAUGCUACAUCCCCGGACCUGGUGUCAUGGAAGACUUCCAUCGAUCCCAUUUUGACACCUUCCGCUGAAUAUGAUCGCCUCGGAGUCUUUACAGGAUGUCUACAGCCAACCGAUAUUUCCGGACAACCAGGAGCUCUCACAAUCAUCUACACCUCCGUUAGACAUCUCCCGAUACAUUAUACCCUACCAUACACACUCGGAAGUGAGACUCUCAGUUUAGCUGUCUCACAAGAUGGCGGCGAGACCUGGGAACGCCAGAACUGCAAUCCAGUACUCACUGGCCCGCCUUCUCAUCUUGACGUGACAGGUUGGAGAGAUCCUUGGAUCACAACUUGGGCCGAUGGACCUCUCUCCACACACACACCGUCAACACUAUAUGGCUUUAUAUCCGGAGGAAUUUGCAAGAAAACACCAACAGUCUUUGUCUAUACCGUCCAAGCAACAGAUCUCACCAAGUGGGAUUUCAUUGGCCCCUUGAUCGACGUCGGUCUCAACCUACGACCAUCUCGCUGGUCUGGCGACUACGGCGUGAACUGGGAGGUUGUUAAUUUGAUGACCCUGACCAAUGACACCGGCACGUCUCGGGACUUCAUCAUUAUGGGAGCCGAAGGCUGUGUGCCGUUGGAUGCUUCAAAUCAAGACGGAGCCCAAGAAGCACGUCGGAGACGGGCAGCGCGAAGCCAGCUCUGGAUGUCCAUCAAAUCCAACGGAGUAAAGAAGGCUACUGUCAAAGACAGUCCUUUAGCCUCUUAUGCAUUCUCUGGCAUCUUCGACCACGGCUGCUACUAUGCAGCCAACUCGUUCUACGACCCUCAAACUUCGCAACAUAUCGUCUAUGGCUGGAUUACGGAAGAGGACCUGUCCGAUUCCCUGCGUCAUCGCCAAGGAUUCAGCGGCUUGGUUUCACUUCCUCGUGUGGUGGGAUUGAUGACAUUGAAAAAUGUCAAGAAGGCACGAACCUGCCGGUUGAGUUCGAUCACUUCAAUUGACGCAGUCCCCGAUGCACCAGGCACUGGUACCUCCACGAUUUAUACCAUGAAGAUCAGCCCAGAUAGCCGACUACAGCAGCUGAGACGAAAUGCCCGGGAGAGCCAGCUCGCUGACAUUGCCCUGUCGACGUCACCUUCACAAACUGCUACGCUUUGGGGGACAUCUAAAUGGGAAAUCGAUGCCGAAUUUUCCGUUGGCCAAUCUUGUGCCCGUGUGGGGAUCAAGAUUCCACACACUUCUGAUGGUCAAAACUGCACGACCCUUUCCUGGCAUCCACGAAGUGAGACCUUCGAAGUCCAUCGACCAAUGAUAGGCAACAUCGAUGUAAAUCACGGCUAUGAAACUGCUCCGCACACGCUAUUUACUUCCUUGAAUCAGCGUGGCGAAGAGGUCGAAGAGACGCUUCGAGUACACGCCUACUUUGACUCAAGUGUGCUAGAAGUGUUUGUCAAUGAUAGAACGGUCAUCACCACACGAAUCUACUACCCAGAAGAUCAUUGCUUCGAACCACUGUUCUUCGCAGAGCCUGAAGCCGAAGAUUAUGAACAGCCAGCUGCGGUUCUCGUACAAGCAUCUAUUUGGGAUGGUCUUGGAGUAUGA